Micropterus dolomieu (smallmouth bass) is the source of this 1022-nucleotide messenger RNA. RefSeq names its product b(0,+)-type amino acid transporter 1-like. Bases 108 to 812 code for a protein of 234 amino acids. Gene Ontology annotation, cellular component: membrane. Gene Ontology annotation, biological process: amino acid transmembrane transport. Gene Ontology annotation, molecular function: L-amino acid transmembrane transporter activity. The record is from RefSeq and is a predicted model, not a curated record. The transcript is spliced from 4 exons. NCBI's taxonomy places the organism in Eukaryota, Metazoa, Chordata, Actinopteri, Centrarchiformes, Centrarchidae.
CUUGGCUCAGUAUCAUUUGUGGGUCUAUACCUGGGCUUGAAAACAGCCACAUUCAGGGUUCAUGGAGCAUCACUGAGGUGGUUUUCAUCUGAGUCAGUCAUACUGAAAUGGAUAAAGGCAGCAUCAGGAAGAGGAAGGAGUCGCAGAAUGGCUCCACCAGCCACAGCGUGGACUGUCAGACCGCAGGCAAGCAGCCUGUGAAGGCUACUGUGCUUCAAAAAGAUGUUGGUCUGUUUAGUGGCAUCUGUUUGAUUGUGGGAACAAUGAUAGGCUCGGGCAUCUUCAUUUCUCCUAAGGCUGUCCUGCUGUACUCUGGAGCUGUGGGACCCUGCCUCCUCAUCUGGGCUGCCUGUGGCGUGUUAGCCACUCUGGGGGCACUGUGCUAUGCUGAGCUUGGCACCAUGAUCACCAAAUCGGGAGGAGAGUAUUCGUAUUUAAUGGAGGCGUUUGGCUCCCUUGUAGCCUACCUUUACUCCUGGACCACUGUCAUGGUGCUGAAGCCCUCCUCCUUUGCCAUCAUCACACUGAGCUUUGCAGAAUAUGCCUCCACUCCUUUCUACCCUGGCUGUACUCCUCCCCUUGUCGUUACUAAGUGUCUGUCAGCAGCAGCUAUAUGUAAGUUUUACUUUAGUGGGUACUGUUGGAGAACUAUCAAGAGACAGCCAGAUUUUAAAAGCAUUCAACUGAAAAAAUCCCAACCCCUCCCUUCAUGCCUUCCUCAAAACCCAUUCCACAAAAACACAUUUUCAUGUGUGUGUGCACAGGCAGAGUGCGCACAGGUAAGCAAACAGGUAGGCCUGCCAAUCGUUUAGUUCAGAAUAAAUUAAAUGAUUGGCUGUGCUUAUUACAGUCCUGCGACAGCAACAGAUAUCAGAUUUUUUUCACUGUUGCGUCAGAGCGUUUAAUUUGUUGAUUGCAGGAUGCAAUGAGAAUUUUGACAAAUAUAACAAAAAUGCCUCUUAAAUUAAUAGCUACCCUAGCUUUAAUCCUUGUGACUUAAUGGUUACAAGCAGUUAAUUACA